Molecule: messenger RNA, 1295 nt
Organism: Myotis davidii
Lineage: Eukaryota; Metazoa; Chordata; Mammalia; Chiroptera; Vespertilionidae
Gene: SERBP1
Product: SERPINE1 mRNA binding protein 1
Exons: 8
Coding region: 1-945 (314 amino acids)
Cellular component (GO): cytoplasm; nucleus
Molecular function (GO): mRNA 3'-UTR binding
Source: RefSeq, a predicted model, not a curated record
AUGGCGCCAGUUGCAAAAAUAAUUUGCUUAUGCUGGUUAUUUAUCAUUUUAGGAAUAAGGCGUGUUGGAAGAAGACCUGAUCAACAACUUCAGGGUGAAGGGAAAAUAAUUGAUAGGAGACCAGAACGGCGACCACCUCGGGAAAGACGAUUUGAAAAGCCACUUGAAGAAAAGGGUGAAGGAGGAGAAUUUUCAGUUGAUAGACCGAUUAUUGACCGGCCUAUCCGAGGCCGUGGUGGUCUUGGAAGAGGUCGAGGAGGACGUGGACGCGGAAUGGGCCGAGGAGAUGGAUUCGACUCUCGUGGCAAACGUGAAUUUGAUAGGCAUAGUGGAAGUGAUAGAUCUGGCCUGAAGCACGAGGACAAACGUGGAGGUAGCGGAUCUCACAACUGGGGAACUGUCAAAGAUGAAUUAACAGAGUCCCCAAAAUACAUUCAGAAACAAAUAUCUUAUAAUUGCAGUGACUUGGAGCAACCAAAUGUGACUGAGGAAACACCAGAAGGUGAAGAACAUCCAGUUGCAGACACUGAAAAUAAGGAAAACGAAGUUGAAGAAGUAAAGGAAGAGGGUCCAAAAGAAAUGACUUUGGAUGAGUGGAAGGCUAUUCAAAAUAAGGACCGGGCAAAAGUAGAAUUUAAUAUACGAAAACCAAAUGAAGGUGCUGAUGGUCAGUGGAAGAAGGGAUUUGUUCUUCAUAAGUCAAAGAGUGAAGAGGCUCACGCUGAAGAUUCGGUUAUGGACCAUCAUUUCCGGAAGCCAGCAAAUGAUAUCACGUCUCAGCUGGAGAUCAAUUUUGGAGACCUUGGCCGCCCAGGACGUGGUGGCAGGGGAGGACGAGGUGGCCGUGGGCGUGGAGGACGUCCAAACCGAGGCAGCAGGACUGACAAGUCAAGUGCUUCUGCUCCUGAUGUAGAUGACCCAGAGGCAUUCCCAGCUCUGGCUUAACUGGAUGCCAUAAGAUAACCCUGGUUCCUUUGUGGACCCUACUUCUCUGAGGUUUUGCAUGCUUAAGGAUCCCAACCGUCUAAGAAAUUAAAAAAAAAAAAAAAAAAGACUGUCAUUCAUACCAUUCACACCUACAGACUGAAUUUUAUCUGUUUUGAAAAUGAACUUCUCUCGCUACACAGAAGUAACAAAUAUGGUAGUCAGUUUUGUAUUUAGAAAUGUAUUGGUAGCAGGGAUGUUUUCAUAAUUUUCAGAGAUUAUGCAUUACUUCAUGGAUAUUUUGUAUUGCUGCUUGCAAAUAUGCGUUUCCAAACUUGAAAUAUAGGUGUGAACAUGUGUACCAGUUUAAA